AUGUCUGCCCCCGCUGCCUUCUCCGACAUCGCCAAGGCGACCAACGAUCUCCUGAACAAGGACUUCUACCACGCCGCGGCUGCCAACCUUGAGGUUAAGUCCAAGGCCCCCAACGGUGUUACCUUCACCGUUAAGGGCAAGUCCGCUCACGAGGGACCCAUUGCUGGCCAGCUUGAGGCCAAGUACGUCGAUGCUCCUACCGGUAAGGGUCCCCUCCGGCGCAAACCACCCGAUCCCGGCGCUGUCAAAACCCAACCCAUGACGUUCUUUUACUCAUGUGGCCUUACCCUGACCCAGGCUUGGACCACCGCCAACGCUCUUGACACCAAGCUCGAGCUUGACAACAACAUUGCCAAGGGCCUCAAGGCUGAGAUCCUCACUCAGUACCAGCCCGCUAAGCAGUCCAAGGGCGCCAAGCUUAACCUCUACUUCAAGCAGCCCAACCUGCACGCUCGCGCCUUCUUCGACCUCCUGAACGGCCCCACCGCCAACCUUGACGCCGUUCUCGGCCACGAGGGCUUCCUCGUCGGUGCUGAGGGUGGUUACGAUGUCACCAAGGCUGCCAUCACCAAGUACUCCGCUGCCGUCGGCUACAGCGUUCCCCAGUACUCCGCUGCCAUCACUGCCAGCAACAACCUGUCUCUGUUCUCCGCUAGCUACUACCACCGCGUGAACGCUCAGGUUGAGGCCGGUGCCAAGGCUUCCUGGGACUCCACUUCCGGCAACGCUGUCGGUCUCGAGGUCGCCUCCAAGUACCGCCUGGACCCCUCUUCCUUCGCCAAGGCCAAGAUCAACGACCGUGGUAUCGCCGCUCUGGCCUACAACGUCCUGCUCCGCCCCGGUGUCACUCUCGGCCUCGGUGCCUCCUUCGAUACCCAGAACCUGAACCAGGCUGCCCACAAGGUUGGCGCCAGCUUCACUUUCGAGGCUUAA
Messenger RNA from Penicillium atrosanguineum, 933 nucleotides. RefSeq names its product porin. Gene Ontology annotation, molecular function: voltage-gated monoatomic anion channel activity. NCBI's taxonomy places the organism in Eukaryota, Fungi, Ascomycota, Eurotiomycetes, Eurotiales, Aspergillaceae. The transcript has 6 exons. Gene Ontology annotation, biological process: monoatomic anion transmembrane transport. Gene Ontology annotation, cellular component: mitochondrial outer membrane. The record is from RefSeq and is a predicted model, not a curated record. The coding region runs from base 1 to 933 and encodes 310 amino acids.